AGAGUCAGUUCCACGUUGGAAAAAUCCACAAGGAAGAAACACUUGACGGACGAUAACCCAGAAACGUGCUGGACAUCGCGACAAUGUCCUGCGCAGUAUAUCCAUUCAACGUUCGAAAAGCCAGUAAUACGCAAGGGUAUCACCGUCGUUUUCGAACCAGGGUGGAUU
Suillus fuscotomentosus is the source of this 168-nucleotide messenger RNA. RefSeq lists its product as uncharacterized. The record is from RefSeq and is a predicted model, not a curated record. The transcript has 2 exons. Lineage: Eukaryota; Fungi; Basidiomycota; Agaricomycetes; Boletales; Suillaceae. The annotation marks the transcript as partial.